This is a messenger RNA of Phaeoacremonium minimum UCRPA7, 1725 nucleotides long. RefSeq lists its product as hypothetical. Bases 1 to 1725 code for a protein of 574 amino acids. The transcript has a single exon. The record is from RefSeq and is a predicted model, not a curated record. NCBI's taxonomy places the organism in Eukaryota, Fungi, Ascomycota, Sordariomycetes, Togniniales, Togniniaceae.
AUGGCUCGGCCACGGAAGCAAGAGCUGCCCGUGGAGAGCUCCUGGCGCAUGGUGGAAGGCGAGCACGACAGCUUCGACACGUCCAUCGUGCCCGAGGACGACGACCACGACGACAUAGUCCUGUCCAGCGGGCCCUCGCAGCUGUCGUCCGGCUCGCAGGGCGCCAACUGGAGCAUCGGCGGCUCGCAGGACGACAGCACCAUCCAGGACUUCAUCAGCAAGGCCGAGGACGAGCAGGUCAUCCUGCGCUCGCCGUUCCGCCCCUCCGUGCCCGUCGCGGCGACCCGCCAUAGCCCCCGCGACAUCAACAGGCACCGCUCGCCCGACCCGGAGUUCUACAUGCCCACCGUCGCGGUAGAGAGUCCCAGGCGCGCGAGCGCGCGCUCCUCGCGGACAAUUCGCCCCGGUGAUGGAGCUGUGCUGCGGCAGCGCCAGAUUGCCAGCAAUGGCAACCCGACCAAGCGAGGGCAGAAGGGCUGGCGCCACGAGGUCGACGAGCCACCAGGGAUCGGUGAGCGCCUAUCGCAGUCGCUGCCUAAUGCGCUCUUUGAGGUUCUGGCCUGGUUCUUUGGCGUUGUCGGCCUGGCCUUCCGAUAUGCGCAGAAGCCCUUGGCUAUCGCGCUGGCCAUCUACUUCUGCUUUGGCGGACUCAUCAUCGCGCAGAACAUGGCGACCAAGUCGAUCUACGCAUCGCUGUCGCCGCUCUGCCGUAUUCCCGGGGCGUCGUAUCUUGACCUGCCGUUCUGUUCACAGAUGCCCGGCGGAUCCACAUCAGAAAGCGGCAAGAAGCCCGUCGAGUUUGACGGCCUGAUGGACGUGCAGGAGCGCUUUGAAGAAGUACUGGAGAAAAGCGCACAGGGAGUGUCUCUCCCGAUGGAGAUGAAGCGCUCCGAGGCCGCGAUCCGAGACGUGCGCACGAUGGUGCGAUACAGCAAUCUACAAGGCAAAGAGGAGCUAGUGCUCGAGUUUGACGGCUUCAUUGAUACGGCCAGGACUGCGUCGAACAAUCUACAGAAGUUCAACACGCACGUCGGGUCCGCCGUCGACUCGGUCAUCAGCAUCAACCGCUGGACCUCGCGGUACCUCGACGGGCUCGUCGCCGCGGAGAAGCAGUCCCACGGCUGGUUGACAGACUUCACGUCGUGGGCGUUCGCGCCCUUCCAGCCCGCCGUGUUCUCGGAGCGCAACCUGCUGGACAAGUACGUCGAGCACACGGCGCUCGUGUCCGACAAGAUCGCCGACCUGAUCAUCGAGGCGCAGGCGGUGCUGCGCGAGCUGUCCAAGGCGGAGGACCACCUCGGCAUCAUCUACGACUUUGUCACGCGCACGCAGAAGAGCGUCCAGUCGCGCAAGGACGAGAUCCUGUGGACCAUCUGGACGCUCGUCGGCGCCAACAACCGCCACCUGCACAACCUCAACAGCCAGCUCAGCCUCCUGCGACGGGUGGACUCGCAGCGCACCGAUGCCGUCAAGCAGGUCUCGGAGCUGAUCGUGGAGCUGGAGAAGAUCCAGGCCGGGCUCGACGACCUCCGUGACAGGGUCGCGGAACCAGAACUGGCCCGCGGCAAGGCGGACAUGCCGCUGAGCGUGCACAUUGAGACAAUCGACCGCGGCGUGGAAAGACUCGAGGAAGCGCGCAGUCGCAUCCGGGCAGUUGAGAAUGAUCGCAUUCGCCAAGUUUUAUCGAGAGGCAAGGAUGAAGAGAGAUUGAUUGACUCAACUUGA